CCAAGCAACGGCGGCGGAGCUCCGAGCGAACGCGUGCAAGUCUGUAGACAGGAGAAACACGCAGAACCGGCGAACACGGAGGAUUACCGAGACCUGUGGAUAAUUUUUGCUGGUUUUUGGAAGAAAUUUGUUGUCUUUCGCCGGACUCUGUGGACGCGGUUCAGCCGAAAAGCAACUUUUUGAGAGCCUCGCGGGCCGCGGGGAACCGGGGAGGCUUAAACCGGUGAAACGGGCUCGCUAAAGCUAACGUUACACCGAACGGCGAUAGAUACUGGUGCUGGAGUUCCGGUUUAUUGGAGAGUUCAGAACUUUAACCUGCUGCUUUAUAAACAAAACGACAUUUUAGCUAACCUAUAUAUUUAACAGAACUGAGAAAUAACAGCACAUUUGCUAGAUAGCUAUUAUCGAUGUUAUGAUAAAGUGAGGUGGAUUUUAGGAACAUAGUAGAGGUAACAAACUAUAAACAUUAACAUUACUGGCUUGUGGAUAUUAAGCAGCAUUUUGUAGCGAAAUUGUUAGAUCAUUAUUCGAUUAUACUCUGUAGAUUAAGUUUGUGGACUCAACCUUUUUCACGUGUUGGACGAUUAAACUGGAUAAAAUAAAAAUAGCUAAAAACUAACUUAAUAGCCACACUGGUAAGCGAUAUUAAUUUUGAUGGUUUUGUUGUUUGGAGCUUUUUUAAAUCUUUUUUUAACUAAAAUAACACGGUUCUAGUUUUCUUUCUUUCUAAAUAUUUAAUACUACGAAUAAAUAAGAAAUAAGCUUAAAUUAAAUAAGAAUACAUAAAUGAUUAAUACUAAUUAUUAGAAAUUAAACGCAUACAAGCAUUACAUUUAUUAUCUCGUGAUAAAGUUGGGGAUGUUUUUCGUCUCGAAACUUCUUCUUCUUUGCCACUUCUUUCGUAACAAACUAAUCGCCCCCAUGCGCGCCCCCGCCGUGCACGCGAGCGCAUCGCCGGUAUGAGGAGCGGCACCGUCGGCGUCAGAAGCAGCGGCACGAGUGCCGGUGCCUCGCGCGCAUCCGCGGGACGAUGAGCGCGGAUCUGGAGCUCGAGCUGGAGCGCGUGUCGCUCGGCUCCUCGUCGGCCGCGUCGUCCACCGGCGGCUCGCGCUCCCUCUCGGCAAACGUGCGGCGCCUGCACCGCGCGCUCAACGUGCUGCUGAGCGACCCGGAGCGCGAGCAGUUCGUGCACUGCCUAAACGCGUACCACGCGCGGCGCAACGUCUACGACCUCGUGCAGACGCUGCGCGUGAUCCUGAACGUGCCGAGUAAACGGCAGCUGUUGCCCAUGCUGCGCCUGGUUAUCCCGCGUUCCGACCAGCUGCUCUUCGACCAGUACACGAGCGAGGGGCUCUACAUCAAGCCCGAGCCGCUCGCGAGCAACGGGAGCCCGGAGACGCCGGCGCGAGCUCCCAUUGAGGACGACGCACGGAGCAGCAACAGCAUCACCACCACCGCGACCACCACCACCGGCGACGGAGGCAGCUCAACGGCGCUCGUGCCGCUGCUGGGGGCGCACUUUGUGCCGGACACCCCUGGUGAGGUCAGGCGCGUGACCCUAAAGCGCCACAAGAGCCAGGAAGGCUUGGGCUUCAGCAUUCGCGGGGGCUCCGAGCACGGGGUGGGCAUCUACGUGUCCCUGGUGGAGCCCGGCUCGCUGGCUGAGAAGGAGGGGCUGAGGGUCGGUGACCAGAUCCUGAAGGUCAACGAUAAAGUGUUUGACGCGGUCACGCACGCGGAGGCAGUAAAGGUGCUGAAGGGCAAUAAGAAGCUGUCUAUGUCUGUGCGCUCUGUCGGACGUAUUCCUGGUGGUUAUGUCACCAACCACGUCUACACUUGGGUGGAUCCGCAGGGCCGCAGUGUGUCUCCACCUCCAGACCUGAUGGAGCACCGCAGCGCCACCCUGCGCCGGAACGAGAGCCAACGCCGAAGCAACAUGCAGCUGCUACAGGAGGGCGACGAGAAGAAGGUGAAUCUGGUGCUGGACGAUGGCCGUUCUCUGGGUUUGAUGAUUCGCGGCGGGGCAGAGUACGCUCUUGGAAUUUACAUCACUGGAGUGGACAGAAGCUCUGCAGCAGAGUGUGGAGGACUGAAGGUGGGCGAUCAGAUCUUGGAGGUGAAUGGGCGGAGCUUCCUGAGCAUCCCUCACGAUGAGGCAGUGCGAGUGCUGAAAUCCUCGCGCCACCUGAUGAUGACUGUGAAGGAUGUGGGCCGGCUGCCGCACGCUCGCACCGUGGUGGGAGAGACAAAGUGGAUCGCCAGCUCACAGAUCACCGACAGCUCGUCCAGCAGCAGUGUAGCAGGGCUUUCUCUGGAUCACGGAGCUUCAGCCUCAGGAAAGGCGGGGUUUUAUAAAGGUGUAGCAGGAUCUCAGGUGACUCUCUCCAGUCUGGUGAACCAGAGCAGGGCGAUGCUGGAGGAACAGGCCAGGCACCUGUUAACUGAGCCCGAGAGACAGACGAUGAACUACUACAUACAGGAGUAUCGUGAUGGACACAUAGGAGUUGAGCAGCUGGUCAUGGCUCUGUUUGAGCUCCUAAACACUCAUGCCAAGUUCUCGCUGCUGUCGGAGGUGCGGGGGCUGGUGAGUGCGCAGGAUUUGGAGCGGUUUGAUGCGCUGGUGCUGAGGCGGGAGAUUGAGGCGCUGAAGGCUCGGCAGGGAGCGGCGGGAGCGGCGGCACUUCACCCAGAUUCCUUCUCCAUGGUGUCCUACCCCGACACACUGGCCUCCUCUGCCAGCUUCAUGACCAACACCACGCUCAGCUCUGCACGGAAUGACAGUGUGGUGGAGAGUAAUGGGGAGGAUGUCCAGGACGGUGGGAAUGCCCUGCCGGACGUUUCUCUGGAUGAUAUGGGUUCCACCUCAGACUCCCCUCCCUCCUUCAAACCCCCUCCUCCCCCUGCCGUACAGCGCCGCCCCAGCCGUAAGUCCGUCCCCAACAAGCGUCCCUCCUCCGGCUCCUCCCAGUCCGGUCUGUACUUCACCGCCCCCUCGCACACGCCCACCAAAACCAAUAAACCAUCCAGACCACCAGCCACACUCACAGAUGCCCCGAGAAAAAAUCCAGAGAGAGUCCCGGUGGCCCAGCUGUCCAUGGUCAGUAAGCACCCUGUCGGCCCUUUCCCCAGAGUUCAGUCUCCCAGCAGGGCCAAACCUGCAGCGGUGCCACCCAAUCCCCCUCCAGCUCCAGCAGUCCCAGCUCCCCCUGCACCACCUCCUCUUUCCAGCCCAGAGAAGCCCACCCCCUCCUCUCCUGCCUCCAACCAGCACUUUGUCAUGGUGGAGGUGCACAGGCCCAAUGCAGAGCCUGACGUGAACGAGGUCCGGCCUCUGCCCCAGGCCAGAGGUGAGGACACCCAGCAUAAUUCACAGGGAGCUGCUCUGUCUCAGCUGUCUGACAGUGGACAGACGUUAAGCGAGGACAGCGGUGUGGACAUUGCAGAGUCAGGACGUCUCAGCAAGGACAGCAGCCCUCGUCCAGCCCGGACACGUCCUUCAAGAGAGAGCACAGGGGGAGGGGAGGGGAGUGCUGUCAAACCGCCUGGUCUCCUGGAGCCCACGUCCACUCUGGUGAGGGUGCCGAAAAGUUCCAGCACGCUGGGCAUCGCCAUUGAGGGAGGGGCCAACACACGCCAGCCCCUGCCUCGCAUCGUCACCAUACAGAGAGGAGGCUCAGCCCAUAACUGUGGUCAGCUGAAGGUGGGUCAGGUGAUUCUGGAGGUGAACGGGAUCUCCCUGAGAGGACGGGAGCAUCGAGAGGCAGCUCGCCUCAUCGCCGAGGCCUUCAAGACCAAAGAGAAGGACCACGUCGACUUCCUCAUCACAGAGUUCAACGUGGCGUUAUAGGAGCGCUCAGGGCUACACAGGAGGAGGCCUCUCUCGGUUCUUGGGGAGAAACCAGAGGAGAACUGAAGAGACGGAUGAGAACUGAGGCUUCACUAGCAUGAUGCCAACACCAGUCCCCAGCCUACUGCUCCCUUAUUAUCGAAUAGUGUCCUAAAGCAGCCCUGCUCUCAGUGUAGGACCUGGGACAUAAAGAAGAUGUUUUGGACACUUUGUGACCUGUCAUAGCUGUGACGACUGAGAGGACGCUGUGGACAACCAGUGUUUGAACUGAAUCUGGCAGAGUAGUGUAGACUGUAGACUGUUUCACCUUCAACUUCCUACAUCUCUGGACUACAGGACAAGCAUUGCUAUGAGCCAGAAAGACUUCAUUCUGCAGAGUGUUUUGAUAUUCUGUACUGUCCGUAUUGCAACAUCCAGUCCCAUCCAGUCCGUUCUCACGAUGGAGUCUAUUAGCAUCACAUUCCCUUUCCUUGACCACUUAGCUUCAUUUCAAGUUUUAAUUCAUUUAUUUAUUUAUUUUAUAUAAAAGGAUAUGUAUGAAUGAACAGUGAUGAACAGAGAUAUAUACAGAGAACUAUAGACGCUCACAAUUAGCACAUUUAUUUAUAAAGUAUCUUAUCUCCACCUUAUUUUCCAUUACGUCAAGUGAGAGGAGGCCAUCUUUAUUUACUUUGCAUUAGAACCUCUGGUGCAGUAGCAGAUCUGUUCAUAUAGAUUACACCCACACUGACAAUACCCAUACAAAAUCAGUAGCAUGAUAUGUUCAGUAUGUAACUGAUUGGAAGAAGAGAAGAGUUUUGUGUAAACAACAUGGUUAUGAUCACAAGACACAAAAAGACUUAAUAAUAAAACAAUAACUUACAUCCUUCAGCUUCCAAUCAAGAGGAGCUGCGUCUGUGGUUGAAGUCGCUAAAUUGGCAAACGUUUGUUGGAUUAGCAUCGUAGUAAAUUCUAAAAGGAAUCUAGAUGACUAGGCGAUUAAUCUGUGUAACCCUAUUAAUUUAAAAAACAAUACAAACAUAAAUAAUUUUAUAUUUAAUGAUUGAAAAUUUAACACAAAGGCAGAACAUACAAACUCUUACAAAAAUGUUCUUGGCUAAAUAAGGUGGAUACUAGCACACGGUUUGAGAGAACAGGAGGGAAAUUCAGCUGCUUGACUCCUCGCCGCAGUUUCCUGAGCGAAGCGUGGAAAGGGUUCUGUCUGUAAUUGCCUUUUUUUUAUUGCGAGUCAGUCGGCUUAAUUUCUUUGUUUGCGCUGGUUUUUAGUCGACUGUGUCAUGCGGUAAUUACUCUUAAGCUGUGGCAAUUAAGCGGUGGGACAGAACACACCGGGGUUUUUUUUGAGGAUGGAGCAGUGGAACACAAAAUCCUUCCUCCAGAUUUAGCUGUAGAGCUGAAGAUCCAGAGGAAAUGAAGAGGCACUUUAUCCAAUUAUGACAGCAGAAUCAGGAACAAGACAUGCUAAUCAGGGAGAGGAGGAGGAACAGAGAAAAGAGAGAAAGAAGGAGAGAGAGAAAGAAAGAGGCAAAUAUAUGUGUGGAGAAAGAAGAGAGAGAGAGAGAAAGGCAGGGAUGUGUGUGGAUAAAGAAGAAGAGAGAGAGAGAGAGUGAUAGAGAGAGAUGUGUAGCUGGUGUAACUAAUGAAAAGUUGCCGGGUGCUGAAAUCCCCUGUGAGAGAUGUGAGGGGAGACAGGGGCCGCAGUGGGGGGCAGGCUAACCACUGAUGUGUCACUCAUGUUACAUAAGAAGAGUGGUGGAGAGAGAGAAUGAGAGAGAGAGAGAGCAUGAGAGAGAGAGAGAGAGAAAGAGAGAGAAGUGUUGUGUUCUUACGCUCUAAGUUUGGGCGUGCAGGAGACAGUGAUGGAGUGAUGGUGGCAGGGUGUGUGUGUGAAUGGAUAAUAGAGCGAGAGUAUGGUAUGUGAGAGAGAGUGUGUGAGAGAGAGAGAGUAAGCAUGAGAGAGAAUAUGUAAUAGAGCAAGAGAACAUCCUGUACACUGCAUGUGUUUGUGUGUGUGUGUGUGUGUGUGUGUGUGAGCUGAGGUAUGCAUGAGCCUGUCUGAAGAAGAACACACUGUCCUCUUCCAACACUCAGCCCUAAUGACUGCACUCACCACACACACACACACACACACACACACACACACAGGCUUACAUGGUCUCGUCAUAUGCUCGGCUAUGACACCUGUCUUCAGACUCUCCUCAGCACACAUCUCACCACAUCUGAACUCACCACCUGGAGUGUGUGUGUGUGUGUGUGUGUGUGUGUGUGGAGUGUACUUGGACUUCCCUCACAGUAAGUAGAAAUACAGUGGGGUUUAUGAACAUGUGUUAUGAAAUGUAAUAAUGGCACUGAGGUCAUUCUCUUCUGUGUUUUAUCACCUGUCAACUCACAUAUUCAUAGAAUGCUGAAGAAAUUACUAGAAUGAGGCUAGCAGCUGAGAUUUUAAGCUGUAGAAAAGGCUGCAGGUGUGUUUGAACCCCUUAAACUGCAGGAACCUUGUAUUUUUUUU
Molecule: messenger RNA, 6356 nt
Organism: Astyanax mexicanus (Mexican tetra)
Lineage: Eukaryota; Metazoa; Chordata; Actinopteri; Characiformes; Acestrorhamphidae
Gene: whrna
Product: whirlin a
Exons: 12
Coding region: 1031-3847 (938 amino acids)
Biological process (GO): sensory perception of sound; auditory receptor cell stereocilium organization
Cellular component (GO): photoreceptor inner segment; cilium; plasma membrane
Molecular function (GO): protein binding
Source: RefSeq, a predicted model, not a curated record